GGGCUGCCCGAGCACGUCCGGGUCACUCGGUGUACGAGGGGAAGUGCGGCCGUCGUUGCCGUAGCGCGGUGAAGGCCGGUGGUCCGGAGGAACUCGGUGGCUGGCGGCGUCCGCGCCGUUGUCAUCGCUAUCAUGUCGCGGGGGUCUAUCGAGAUCCCUCUGCGGGACACCGAUGAGGUUAUUGAGCUUGACUUCGACCAGUUACCUGAGGGUGAUGAAGUUAUAAGUAUACUGAAACAGGAACACACACAACUGCACAUAUGGAUUGCCUUGGCGCUGGAAUACUACAAACAAGGAAAAACAGAAGAUUUUGUGAAGCUGUUGGAAGCUGCACGCAUAGAUGGGAACUUGGACUAUAGAGACCAUGAAAAAGAUCAAAUGACAUGUCUGGAUACUCUGGCAGCAUAUUAUGUACAGCAGGCUCGAAAGGAGAAGAACAAGGAUAACAAGAAGGAACUCAUUACACAAGCUACCUUGUUAUAUACUAUGGCUGACAAAAUCAUCAUGUAUGAUCAGAAUCACUUGCUGGGAAGAGCCUGUUUUUGUCUGCUUGAAGGUGAUAAGAUGGACCAGGCUGAUGCACAGUUCCAUUUUGUGCUUAACCAGUCUCCAAAUAAUAUUCCAGCCCUUCUCGGUAAAGCGUGCAUUUCUUUCAACAAGAAAGAUUACAGAGGAGCCCUUGCGUACUACAAGAAAGCACUGCGUACCAAUCCGGGUUGUCCAGCUGAGGUUCGACUAGGUAUGGGUCAUUGCUUUGUGAAACUGAACAAGUUGGAAAAAGCUCGUUUGGCGUUCAGCAGAGCUCUGGAGCUAAAUUCAAAAUGUGUUGGAGCUUUGGUUGGUCUGGCUGUCUUGGAACUCAAUAAUAAAGAGGCUGAUUCCAUCAAGAAUGGCGUCCAGCUCCUCUCUAGGGCUUACACGAUUGAUCCCAGUAAUCCAAUGGUGCUGAAUCACUUGGCUAAUCACUUCUUCUUCAAGAAGGAUUAUGGUAAAGUACAACAUUUGGCUCUUCAUGCUUUUCAUAAUACUGAAGUUGAAGCAAUGCAGGCGGAGAGUUGUUACCAGCUGGCUAGGUCUUUUCAUGUACAGGAAGAUUAUGAUCAAGCUUUCCAAUAUUACUACCAAGCCACUCAGUUCGCCUCAUCUUCUUUUGUACUUCCAUUUUUUGGAUUGGGUCAAAUGUACAUUUAUAGAGGGGACAAGGAGAAUGCGUCGCAAUGCUUUGAAAAAGUUUUGAAAGCCUAUCCUAACAAUUAUGAGACUAUGAAAAUCCUUGGAUCUCUUUAUGCAGCUUCAGAAGACCAGGAGAAAAGGGAUAUUGCAAAGGGACAUCUAAAGAAAGUCACAGAGCAAUAUCCUGAUGAUGUAGAGGCAUGGAUUGAGCUAGCCCAAAUUCUAGAACAGACUGACAUACAGGGUGCACUGUCAGCUUAUGGUACAGCCACACGCAUUCUGCAAGAGAAAGUACAGGCUGACGUCCCACCAGAGAUUUUGAAUAAUGUGGGUGCUCUGCACUUCAGGCUGGGAAACUUAGGAGAAGCAAAGAAAUAUUUCUUGGCAUCGCUGGAUCGUGCAAAAGCAGAAGCUGAACAUGACGAGCAUUAUUACAAUGCUAUCUCUGUAACAACAUCCUAUAACCUUGCCAGGCUGUAUGAGGCCAUGUGUGAAUUUCACGAAGCGGAAAAACUGUACAAGAACAUUUUAAGAGAACAUCCUAAUUAUGUUGAUUGCUACUUGCGCUUGGGUGCUAUGGCUAGGGAUAAAGGUAACUUCUAUGAGGCUUCUGAUUGGUUUAAGGAAGCGCUUCAGAUAAAUCAGGACCAUCCAGAUGCUUGGUCUCUGAUUGGUAAUCUUCAUUUGGCUAAACAAGAGUGGGGUCCAGGACAGAAGAAAUUUGAAAGGAUAUUGAAGCAGCCUUCCACACAGAAUGAUACUUACUCCAUGUUGGCUCUUGGCAACGUUUGGUUGCAGACCCUGCAUCAACCCACAAGAGACAGAGAAAAGGAAAAACGUCAUCAAGACCGUGCGUUAGCAAUCUACAAGCAAGUGCUCAGGAAUGAUCCAAAGAACUUGUAUGCUGCUAAUGGCAUAGGAGCUGUCUUGGCGCAUAAAGGAUAUUUCCGUGAAGCUCGUGAUGUUUUUGCCCAAGUGAGAGAGGCAACAGCAGAUAUCAGUGAUGUGUGGCUGAAUUUGGCACAUAUCUAUGUAGAACAGAAACAGUACAUCAGUGCUGUGCAGAUGUAUGAAAACUGCCUCAGAAAGUUCUAUAAGCAUCAGAACACUGAAGUAUUGUUAUAUCUGGCCCGGGCACUCUUCAAAUGUGGGAAAUUACAGGAAUGUAAGCAGACUUUGUUAAAGGCCAGACACGUCGCACCAAGUGAUACAGUCCUUAUGUUUAAUGUGGCUUUAGUGCUACAAAGACUAGCUACCUCAGUCCUGAAAGAUGAGAAAAGCAAUCUAAAGGAGGUACUUAAUGCUGUGAAAGAGCUGGAGUUAGCCCACAGGUACUUCAGUUACUUGAGCAAAGUGGGUGAUAAGAUGAGAUUUGAUUUGGCACUUGCUGCAACAGAAGCCAGGCAAUGCUCUGACUUACUGAGUCAAGCCCAGUAUCACGUGGCUCGGGCUCGCAAACAGGAUGAAGAAGAGAGGGAGCUGCGUGCAAAGCAAGAACAAGAAAAGGAGCUGCUUCGUCAGAAACUACUGAAAGAGCAGGAAGAGAAACGCCUGAGAGAAAAAGAGGAGCAGAAGAAGCUUUUGGAACAAAGAGCUCAAUAUGUGGAGAAGACAAAGAAUAUUCUUAUGUUCACUGGUGAAGUAGAAGGAUCAAAGGAGAAAAAACGUGGUGGUGGUGGAGGCAGGCGUUCCAAAAAAGGAGCAGGGGAAUUUGAUGAGUUUGUCAAUGAUGACAGCGACGAAGAUUUGCCCAUGUCUAGAAAGAAAAAGAAGAGGAAGGGCAGUGGUAGUGAACAAGAUGGGGAAGAAGAAGAAGGGGAGAGAAAGAAGAAGAAGAGGAGGAGACCCCAGAAAGCAGAUGAGGGGAGCGAUGAUGAAGAAAAUGAAAAUGGUCCAAGACCUAAAAAACGCCGUCCACCCAAAGCAGAGAAGAAGAAGGCUCCCAAACCAGAACGUUUGCCUCCUUCAAUGAAAGGAAAGAUCAAAUCAAAAGCCAUAAUUUCGUCUAGUGACGAUUCAUCUGAUGAGGACAAACUCAAGAUUGCUGAUGAUGGACAUGCCAGGAAUAGCAACAGCGAUUCAGAUGAUGGGGAACAGCAGCACAGCAAACGCAUUGUUUCUGAUAGCGAUUCUGAUAACAGAAACAAAUCCGGCAGUGAGGCAGGCAGUCCGAGGAGGUCCAGCGUCCACCCAUCUGAAGAAGAUUCUGACAGUGACAGGUCAGCCAGGAAAAGGAGACGGUCGGAUUCAGAGCAGUCUGACAAUGAGUCUGUGCAGUCAGGAAGAAGUCGUUCUGCUGGUUCGGAUAACGAAUCUCGCCCAGCUUCUCGCAGCGCUGAAUCAGACAGAGAUUCUGAGAGAGGAUCUGAUAACGAGGGUUCUGCCAGAGGGUCUGGUAAUGAAUCUGAGCCAGAAGGAUCCAAUAAUGAGGGAUCUGAAGGGGGUUCUGAUGACAGCGAUUAGGUCUGAAAUUACAUCUUUUUAAAUGUUCGUGUAAAUAUAUUUCAGUUGUAGAGAAAGCCAGUUUUUGUAUUUGAAAACUUACAGGCAAAUACAGUAAGUUAGUAAACUCUCUUGAGACCUUUCUGUGAUUCUUUCUAUUAGCAACUGAUGGAUGUUUCUCUAAGUUGGCCUACGGUGUACCCUUAAAUCAAAACUGCUGUAGAUGAAGAACAGAAACCCUGUAUUAUAGGCAUACCUGGGAUGGGAUGCAUGUAAAAACUGUGGAACAUUAAAUCUCAGUUUAGGUGGUUCUAGUGUGGCUAAAAUUGUGUUUUCUCUAUUUAUACAUGCAUAGAUUUCUUGAGACAGUGUCGCAAUAAAACUGUUCCUGCUAAUUUGCUUCCAGUGAUUUAUUUUAAGCCUUAAAAGGUACAAGCAGAAAACAUUUUGUUUGACAGAGGAGUGUGUUUUGAGGAAGCAGUCUCCAAGUUCAUUUCAGCUUCAAUGUGAGCUGUUGGAGUUGAGCUCUUUUGUAUCUUGCAUUCAUGCAUGACAGCAGCAGCGUGCUUUGUAAACUGCAGAGAACCAAAUUUCUCUUAUGGUUGUCUUUGCCUGAUGUUUUGGAAAAAAUCAUUCUUUGGAACCAUUCUGGGGAAAGAAAGUUUCUUUCUGCCUUGGAUUAUUAGUUAUCAAGUUGGAUGUUAGAUCUUCACUAAGAGAAGAGCAUGUAGAUCUGGAUAGUAUACUACUGUUGUUUUUAAUGGAGAGCAUAGCAUAAACUGUAUUCCAUUUUAUUUUAUUUUAUUUUGUUAUUCAUUUUUCUUCUGGAAGGUCCAGAUUGUCACUAUUGAUAGUUAACAUUAAGCACUAACUGAAAGUUAAGUUUCCCAUGCUGUUAUUUCUGGUCUGUUGUGAACAGUAACUGUUCUCAUUGUGUAUGUUUUGCCACGUGUUUAUGGGCUGUUGGUAACCAUAGCAGAUAAAGUAGAAUGUGAAACAGUUGAGAUGUUUCUUUUACUGGUUCAGCUUGAUAUCACAUUUCUAGAAGUGAUCUUAAUUAAAAUUUAAACAUGUGGUAAUGUGCAGAAUUGAAGAGUAGCUGCCAUGUUUGUUGGUUUAGAAGCAAAGCUGAAUCUUAACUCAGUCAUCUUAUUGAUGUAGAAUCACUUGGGUAGAAGAUAUGGCAAGCUCACAAUGCUGGCAGCUGGACAGCUUUGAAAGCAUGAGCUUGGGGAAAACUUGGUGCCCUUAGAGGAAAUGUGCUAUUAAGAGGAUCACAGCACAGGUCCUUACCUUGUUCAGAAUCAGAAGGAAGCAGUGGACAGGUGAGAUACAUACCUAUGGUGCCAAACCAGUGCUUCACUUAAUGAAGCAGAAAGUGUGAGAAAUUAGAGUUAACUGAAGAAAAUCAGUAUCUGUUGUUUCCACUAACAAACUACGUGACUACAUGGUAAGUUGUCUUUUGAGUUCUGUUGCAGUUUAGGAUCAAAUAUGAGCCAAUCUGUCUUGGAUUAUCACAGAAGAGGUCAGUGUAUGUCUUGCUAUUUGCAAUUUUUAUUUUUUUUUCCCAAUUUUACCUUGAUUCUGUAGUUUAUAGACCAGUCCCUUCAAAAAAGCAAAAAGAAAACCCCUUGAGAAGUAACUGAAAAUUAAAUUGGCCAACCUGUUUGAGUGGUUGCUUUUUUUGUUUGCUUUGUUUUAUUUUAUUUUAAUUGGAUUACUUGGAUUUUUGUGUUGUUUGUUUGUUUUCUUUUAAUGCACCUACUCAAGCUUUUGUCUUUCAGAAACCCUUCUGGCUCAGUGCUUGGUGGAAAGGGGUAGCUGCCACUGCUGUAUAAUGAAGUGCCUUUGUGUAAAUUAAUAGAUUCUCUUCUAAAUUUAACUCUGAGAGCAAGAACAGUCUGUCAGCAUGGAAGCAAGGUGCAGGUGUACAUAUUUGGAAACAAGCUACUAAGGAGUGCUUUGGGCAAGGCAAGACCUAUGGUAGGAGCACUACAGCUAAGUUACACUGCUUCUUCCUGAAAGACUUUUUUUGGGAGUAAGUUACUUUCUAUACUAAAUACUUCACUAUUUAAAACAGUGGUUAUAGUAGCAAGGCCUUUCCCUCUUGGACAGAUUUGAAUUGUUACAUUAGGGGUUGGUGGGCACUGCUGAUCUGUUUCAGGAAAUUUGCUAGUGUUAACAAGCUUCCUCCCUGCUUGUUUUGUGCAGUUUCUUUGCUCUCAGUGGUGCUGUGAUGAUGUACUUCAUGGAUAGUGAUAACUAAAGGAAGUGAAUCUUGAUUCACCUGGAAAAGUUCCUACAGCAGAAGCUGCAGUCAGCAAGGACAAAUUCAGUGUUCCUUUCCUUUUGCAUAUGGGUAAGAAAACUGUGUGACAACAUGGAUGCAAAAAGGGAGUAUAUAGUAAAUGUGUAUUAUUCUUAGUGCCACUGCUUCCUGCUCUCCUAGCAAUACUAUUAUCUACACAAGCAGUACUAUUAUGUACACACUGUGUUUGCUCUACAGAAGGUGAUUUGAGUUGAAGACGAUCUAAGGGAAUAGCAAAUAGGGCUGAGCUUGUGAAGGAAAUUCAAAGUACGUUGUAAAUACGUAGUACUUCAGUUGAACUUUGUCUGAUCAUCUACUCAGCCUGUGCAAUCUGUACCAGAAAUACUUUAAGGAUUUUUUUCAGUUUUAGCAAAACUGAUAGGAGGCAUAGUUGUGUAGACACUUAGUUUUUAAUAUGGCUAUUUCCUUUUUUCCCUUCGUCCUUGGCUGUUCAGGAAAUCAAGAAUGUUCACCACAGUCAUGUUCUUCUUUGGAGCAAGUUUAUUUUAUUGUCAGGGACAGACCUGUUCCUCUUUUUAGUUUUUCCUUUACUUUUAGGCAAAAACACCUUUCUCUGCAGCCUCUAGAGUUUGGGAUUGGCUGUGUUAUAUUGGCUACACUGCAAAGUAUCUCCUAGAGGCAUAGUAGAUUGUUAACCUUGUUCUCAUAGUUCCUUUGACAUGAUAAAUGCUGAAGAGUUCCUGUUGCUCUUCUAAAUACCUGUGUCAUCCCUGUGUUACGUGCAUCCUCGUAUCUGAUGGCUUGGAGGUGCCCCAGGAGUCUGAACUCCAGGAGUGCUGUUUUUAGCUCAUGAACUUAGAAGAGUCUCACACCUUCCUAUCUGUGUCUUGUUAAUUAAAAGACAAAUACCCUGUUUUAACCAAAGAAACAGUUUCUGUUUAGCAACUUAGAUUAUCAAGUGCCAGUGAACUUCAUUGGUCUUUUCAGUCGCCUUAAAAGAGAUCAAGAAAUACCCAGGCUCCCAAAAGGUUCCUGAGCCCUUCCAAAUUCUUAGCAGACGAGUGUGCUCUUUGGCCUCUCCUUGAUGCUGUGCAAAUACCAUACAUUAAUGGUGGCCAAAGAAUUCUUGAGCACGUUGGGGAAGAUCACGAAUCCGCAGUGACAGUUGGUCACUCUGAUGGUGCAGAUUUUUACAAGCACGGCAUGCAGGCUCUUGUUCACUGCUGGUGAAAAUGCACAAAUAGUGGUUGAAAAAGCAUGUUUGUGGCUCAGACUUUGCUCUGUCAAACAGUGUUUUUAUGCUCUUUGUGUUCAUUAUAGUUACCAUGGAAGUUAAUAGGAGCAUUACAUUUGAAAUAACUACUACUUGAAGUGUAUCAGUCUUUUGAUCUUCCAUGCCACUAAUUCUGAAGAUGUAGUUAGAGAAUGUGCAACUUUGCUUCCUAUCUCCCCUCUUUCAAAACUGGUUGUUCUUUUGUUCUGACUUGCAACACAGUCUGAAUUACUCUGAACUGGCUCUGCUCUCUGUGUUGAUGAAGCUGUAUUGAACUAUGCCUGAUAACACUUCCCAUUUUCCUAGGAGUCUCUGAGCAAAAAGUAGUAUCCAUUUUCUGCUGGGAGCCCAUCCUCAAUCAGCUAGGAGGAAAUGUUUUUGUCAGCAGCUAUUUUCUAGCACUAAAACAGAAAGAGGAAUGAAUUGUCAUUCGGUUUGCACGACUGAGUGCAUACAAGCAGGAAUUCAAGUUAGUGAUAUAAAUCAAAAUCAACUUUCUGUCUUUUAACUUCUGGUGUGUCUGAGUUUCAUCAAGGACGUACGUGUUGAGAACAUUUGCACUUAAUGGUGGGCAUGGACUGCAUCUGUUUAAUGCUUAUUUGGUGCUUUUGGCAGCCUCAAAUUCUUAAAUUUUCCAAACUCUGAACUAGAAGAUAUUAUAUGUAGCAUGGAGAUAUUGUAUGGGCCUGGGAUUGUUAGUGUGCUGAAAGACAAACAGUCUGACUGUCAGAGUUCAUUUUGUACAAGGCAGAAGAGCCUUACAAGGCAUUAACGGAAUUACAGAUAUAAUGUAAUUAGAUGUUGUGAUAUAAAUGAAAUGGUAUUACUGGAACAAGCAGGAAAGGAAAGAAAUAAGCAAACCAAGUUGGAUAAGUGAUGAAAAUAGACGUACUAUUUAAGGUCUUGCCACUUAAUUGCUUAGUUCCUUUAAUGGAAAUGCCCUUUUAUUUAUAUUUCUCACUUGAAUCUCUUACUCUGGCUUUUGCUCUGUGCUCUGUUUCUUAGAAUUAAUGCCUAAAGAGGUGCUCACUUUGCCUGGGUUUCUAUUUUUUUUGUACACAUGAGAGGGGAAGGCUUAUUUUCUCAAUACAGCAAGAGCUGUUGUAAGACUAGAGAGUAGAAGUUGUAACAUUAAGAUCAAGCAAGAUAUACACUUUAAACUCAUGUUAGAAAAGACAUCAUCUGGAGACGUGAAAUCAGUUUGCAGAUGAGAACAUCGCUCCUGAAUAAUGGCUGCAGUUCUGCAGAGCUAUUUCUUGCCUAAGCAGCAGCUGUUAUUCCUGUGAGCUUAAGGGAAAGUUAAGCCUUACUUGGCCACAUGAAAUAAAAUAUCUUGACCACUUCUGUCAAGUGCCAUGCUGUCUAAGUGAUGGAUUUAAACUGAUUUUCCAGUUCAGUGCUGUGAUCCAAGCAGAACCCAGGGUUCACUUCAGUUGCCUGCAGUGUGUGCUUGUACAUAAAAGACAUAAAAGGAUGCCAGCAUCUCCAGAGUUUGUAUAAAGAUAAUUCUCUGUGGAAAAAAAAUGCCAAUUUGGAGUUACUCUAUCCUGGUCUGUGUUACCUACAAAUCAAAGCAGUUGCUUUCAAUUCUGGCUUUGCAGAACAUCCUGCUUCUUUUUUUUCCAACAGAAGUCCUGUAGUCUUAUCGUUUUCAUACAUCUUUGCUGCUACAUUUAAGAAAGGUGUAAGAGCAUGAUGGGCAAAGAGGUGGGCUGCAAGAGCUGUGUUUGGUGUAGUGUGUUCUCUCACUGCUACCUACGAAUGAUCACUCUGUUUCUUGUUUCUUUUUUCAUCCCUUUCAGUUUGUGUGACAAGAAUAGAACUCGAGCUGCUUUGGGUCAGAAUGAUUUCUUCCUUAGGUUGUACAGUACCUGAAAAACUGGAAUGCAAACUUGUUUGCAUCUCCAGCUGUUUUAAAAUUUCUGUUAUUACGGUUUUCAUUUCUAACAUGAUGCAGUCAAAUGUUUUGCCAGAUUAAUGUUUGUAACCACUGUCUUAUAUUUAAAUGGAUGAGUGAAAGCAUGUGGAAUCACUGCUGUGGCAGAGAAAUUCUCCUGAUCUAAAAAAAUAGAAGAAUUCAGAUGGGGUCAAAGUUCUGAAUUCAAAAUCUAAGCCACUUUUUAGCUGUUAUCUCACUAUUGGUAAUUGCAGCCUCCUGUAAUUCAUAUCAGACACUUUCUGUCUGAUCUACAUCGUCCUUGGAGCAUGGAUGGGUUUUACAUGAUUAUGAAAUGGCAAACAUUGUUGCUGCAUUAGUAAUAGCACGCUAUCGCAACCAUCUGUAAUAGCCUCUUUCUCCCCCUUCACAUUAGGCCAGCAAAUGAUCUAUUUCUGUUUUUAAAUGGUUUAAUUUUAGAAGAGAACAUAAACACAUAAUUUUACUAUUAGAAAGGUUGAAAUCUGGGCCAGGAAUAUGACUUAGAAAUAAAUGAAUGUCCAAACUGUCAGUUUAUUGCCAAAUUAAACCUUGGUGUUUAAGACUGGAUCUUGCUCUGAAGACUGAUCUUCAGGUUGAAGAGUGAGGUUUUGAACCAUUUAUUCCUCCAUUCAAUUCCAGUUUACUUCAAACUGGUGUGAAGCUGCUUCGCUCUUGCCAAAUACUUUAUGGAGUCCAUCAAUUAAUAUCUUUGGGGCAGCUUCAGCAGAGCAUGUUGUACAGUCACUGAGGCUGCCAAAUAAUCAAAUACUUUCAUUUGUGGAAACAGACCAUGAUGAUUUGUUCAAAAGGAAUGAAUAAAUAAAUACAAACCCAGCCCCUGAAAGCGCUUCAAUAUCCGGAUUGUAAAUAACAGCUUUAAGUAAGUGGAUGGCAGAAAAUUUACUUGCUGUGGGAGAACUAUUUGUGCUGCACUUAGCUUUUCUGGUGGAUAAGGGAAGGUACACCAUCCUGUUACCUAGUAGGUAACUGAAACUUGUAAGGCAACAGUUCCUUGGUAAUGGUGCCUGGAGUAAUCUGAAUCACUUAUGAUGGGGCGAGUUCAGACAGUUCCAGUCAUAUCUGAGUAAUCCUCAUUCCCCAGCAGCUGGAAACAGCAGGUGUGUUUUGGUUUAGAUAUUCCUUUGAGAAUUUAUUGAUGAAGGUAACAAGCUAGGACAGCUGUCUAGAAAAUUUCUUCUUACGAUUGGAGUUGUUUGGGGCUGGAUAUAUAAAUUGUAGAAUGGAGUUGGCAGGGGCCCUUAAAGGCCAUCUAGUGCAGCUCCCCUGCCAUGAACAGGGAUGUCUGAAGCUAGAUCAGGUGCCCAGAGCCCUAUCCAGCCUGAUCAUCGUUGUCCCCAAGGAUGGGGCGUCCACCCCAUCUCUAGGCAACUAAAUUCACUGCCUCAGCACCCUUAUCUUAAAAAAACUUUUCACUUAUAUCCAAUCUAGAUCUCCCCUUCUUUAGUUUAAAGCCAUUUCCCCUUGUACUGCCACAGCAGACCCUGCUCAGGAGUCUGCCCCCUUCUUUCUUAUAAGUCCCCUUUUGAUACUGAAAGGCCGCUCUCAGGUGUGUGUGAAGCCUUCUCCAGACUGAACAUCCCUAGCUUUCAGUCUGUCCUCACAGAAGGUAACUUCUUUUUCUUUAUUUCCUUUUUUAUAAUCCUUCAAGUCAUUAGAAAACGUUGCAUAAAAGUUCAUCUCAACUUUGAGAUCUCUUGCAGCUCAGGCCAAAGCUGAACUUUCCCAGCAGAAAUAAGAACUGCAGUAGAUGCAACCUAGUGCAUGUAGAACCAUAGGUUUAUGUGCCUAUUCUAAUAUUUAGUCUCCUUUCCCCUGCCUUCCAAUCUAGUUUUACAGCUGGUUGUGGUCUCACCUAUUUCUGUGACCUCACUUGUCAAGUGGCCAGGGAUGCUGCUAAUUGCUACAGAUGCAGACAUCACUUCUGUCAAAAGUUAAGAGGAUGCUCCUUUAUGAUCUCAUUGUGAAUUAGUGAACCUAAAAUGAGCUAACAGAACUUUUAGGAUACAGAAACAAAGAAAGACAAAGGCUGGUUAUCCUGUAACUAGUUCAUUCGUUUCUCAGAAAGUAGAAAGCCUUCUGCUCAACAUCUGUCUGAUAGGGAUGGCAAUUUUGAUCAACAUGUGUAAUGCACUUACAAAUGUUCUAACUAGCUCAUGGGACACAUGCAAAACAAAACAAUCAAUACCCUGAGCAGCAUUCAACUGCACCAGGCACCUGGAGGUCAGAGGAAGGCAGGCACCUGCUAAGCUUCUUCCCUUUUGUGUGGGUGCUGCUUUGGGCAGCAAAGAGUGCUGUAGUCUCUGGUAAUAGACAUGAUCAAUCCACUUAAUCUUAGGCCAUUUAAAAACUUAAUUGGUGGUUUAUCAGUUAGCAACAGUAAUUUAACAACUAAAUUGCUACCAUAUAAUUAUAUAUUAACCUAUGCAAUUCUGAGAAGAAUGCGUUUGUCAUCUCAGCUUAUGGGAUCACAGCCAUGAUGUCAAGUGCAAAAGAAUGACUUUGAAAGUGAGUUAAAGUUACACAGAAUAACCAUGACAAAGUCAACCAAGAGGAGACCAGAUGUGUAGAGCAUGAAAAGCAUAAGCUAUAAUUCGAGCUGAGAAAAGCAAGGGAGGAAAAUUCUAGAUAUAAAGUUUCUUAUUAACAAUUACUGAUAUGUAUCUACUGGUUCUUCUAUCAACUGUCAAGAUUUUCUUUACCUUAGCACUGCCUAUCUCAAAGAAAUUGCUUUCUGUUAACAGUUUUCCCUGAGGAUUUAUUUGGGUAUCAGGCUUCUGUCUGUAUUGAGCAUCACCAGCUUACCUCAUCUUCAUUCUUCUUCUACCUGGCACUUUCUCCAAAUCCCACCUGCAAGGAUCAUAAAAACAAACUGUCUUUGGUACUUUUAAGUUUGUAGCCCUUGUGGUUGCAGGGAAAUCUUAAUUUGAAUGCAGAAAAGGGGAAAGAAUGUGAGUUAUAGAUAUAAAAAUGUUUGGAAGAAAUUCCUGAAGUCUCAAAAGAAGAAAAAUCAGGCAAAAAUCAACGUGUAUGUAAUGGUUACUAAUUAGAUAAAACUUGCAUUUGAAAGGAGACACUUUAAAAUACUGAUGUUAGAGGCCCUGGAAGACAGUAUGGCCAAGAUUUUCUCUACAUUUAUUGCGAUUUUUUCUUGUACUUCCCCCAUUGUAUCUUCUUUCUUACAAGUCACCUAUCUUCAUUAAUGAGUUACUAUACUAAUUUGUGUAGAGAAAAUCCCCCUGUCGAUUUCCAAGUUAAUUUCCCAUCUAUAACAGUUAAUAAAUCUGUAAAUGUGUGUUUCUAGAACUCUGUCAAAGCAGAAGCUGGUUUCACCAUCCUGGCUUUUAGCUGUUUAGGUGUAUAUUUUUUCCACACUAAGUUACUGUGUUUCAUUUCAUCCUAUCAGAAAGCAGCAGGUAUACAUUAAAAAAACCUCAGCCUUGAGGAGCUGAGAGGCACCCCUUAACACUGAUGCUUUUGAUUAUGCUAAAUGCUUCCCACAAGCACACUGGUGCCCUAUUUUUUACUUUGCUGUGGAAAUCAACUGAUCUGAAGCAGCAGCUGUGAACUGACUUUCCAGACCUGUAUUUGUAUGACAUUUGUAUCAUAGUGCUGAAUCCCAAUGGCACCAUGCUAAUGGCAAUCUGUAAAGCUCAUUUCCUCAGAACGUAAAUUCCUAACCCCAAAACGUAUGAGGCUUUGAGGAUAUAACCUGACUCAUCUAUGGAAAAGAUGUUAAAAGAUUAAAGGCAUUUUCAAGUAUCUGAAUAGACCACAGGUUCAUUAUGAGACAGAGGACAGCCCUAGCCUGGGCUAACAGCACCUCUAAUGCAGUCAGCUCUACCUGCAGUGUAAUUUACUUCUGUUCUGAAUUUUUCACUAUGCUGGCACAACUGCCAUCAUGGUUCGAGAAAGGCCAGUAGCCCAGUAUGCUCAAGUGACACAUCUUUACAUGCAUUUCCAAAGUCUGAAGUAGCAUCAUUCCUUAUUUUUAACUCUAAUGCUCUGAAUAACUUGACCUUCGUUUCCUAAAUCUCAUGCUGUCCUACCAGAAAGGAAUAGAAAAGUGUCUGUGAACUCCUUAUCCCCUACGUACUUCAUAUAAUCAAUUAAAGGUCACUUCUCCCUCCACGGUCUUGCUUUGCACAGCUUAGAUAACAGUUCUGAGAAUACUUCACACAUCAGUUAUUUUAGGCUUUUCACUGCUAACCUAAACAAAAGCUGAACAGAUUUAUGCCUGAAGUAUUUAAAGAUGAAACCCACCGUCAGAUAGUUACUUUCCUCACUCCAACCAUUUAUUUAUGCCAAAUAAAACUCUGUUGUCAUGGCUGCUUAAUCAACUUAUUAAAAAUAACAUUUUGCUAGUUUCCAGCUACCAGAUGUAUGGACUCUGUUAAAGUCAAUAAUGGACACAAGUUUUAUAACAUGAAUCCAGAUGAGCCCCUAUCACUUUAACAGCUCCACAUUAGAAGUCUCAGCUGCACAUGGGCAUUCCUGUUUUGCUUUUGAGGAUACAGCAUAUAGCUUUAAAGAUCUGCCUGUAAGCAGAUUUUGCCCCGUUGAACUGAAACCACAUCUGUCUGCAGAAAACAACUUGUGGGUUUUGGCCAAUACAAUUUGAAAUAAGAAGCAGCAACAAUAACAUCGUAAGAAGUGUGGUAACUUCUGGGAAAGGAGGGAAAAAGUAGGACAGUACUGCUGUUCAUCAACAUCCAUACUAACAACCUCCACAUUUGUAUUAGGAACACCUUAUGCCACAUUCCACUUGUGUUACUGUGUUCCAUAAAGAACAUACUAACACAUUUCUGUUUGCCACACUUAAGGCAUUGUGAGUAUUGCAAAAAACAAAACAAAACCCAACCUGUAGCAAGCAACAGGUAACAGUUUGUCCAGGUACACUUAAGAGUAAGCUGGAUCAGCUAUCUGAUCUAAAUCAGAUGAAAGCAUAGAGAAGGUAUGAACUAAUUUGAACCAGCUGUAACUGCAGCUAUGAGCCUAUGUUACAACAUUAGCUAAAACUCAUGUUCUGGAUGCAGGCUAAGAAUUUACAGGAACUAUUAACUGCUGAAAUUACCUAAUCGUUGUUUGGAUUUACUCACUGCUCUGCACAAACCUGCAAACCCAAGCAGCAAUCAUGGAGAAAUUUGUCUGCUGAAAGCUGCUUUGUCACAUGCUAGCAUUUUGUUUGUGCCCAACCUCACCCCUACCAGCCCAGGCUUCUUGCCAUUUUCCUCAAGGGAAAAAAAAAAAACAACAGAAAAGCAACCAACAAUGGCUGUUCAGUCAUAAAGAUUUCUUCUCUAUUGGAAGUUUCUAUUAAACACUUUCCUUGAAUAUCCAACUCCAAUGCAAAUGGCUGCCAGGGUAGACUGCAACUUGACGAAGAAACCUUCUAUUCUUAAAUAUCAGACUGACUCAUUUAGAUGGCCAUACUUCUCAUGACUUUGCUGAAAAGUAAUCUGUGCAACUGAUAAAUGGAACUGAAGCUUCCUGAAUGAUAACAGCAACUUAGUUCACUAUUUCAGAAGGCAAACUUUGUGACCAAACUGUUUCAUGUGCACUUUUUCCAAUCUUCCUGUUACGUUAAAUUAUCAAAAUUGAUACUAAAUAAAAGUCACUAUCAUUGAUUAGUUACUGGUUUAAUCUAGUCCGUGACUUUACUAGUUUAAAAUGGAGUAUGCUCUAUUUACAUUUAAAACACAACUCAAGUCACUCGAACAACAGCCCAACUCUACACCCACCCCUUUAACCAGACUGACUGCACUGAGCAGUCAGGUGAAUGAAAUGAGUAGAUUAAGAGCAAGAUGCUCUUUUCCCUGUUUUGUAGAAAGAAAGUUUCAAUGAGCCACUGCAAUGUCAAGAGCCUUUUUUAUACCAGUUUCAAGAGGCCGGAUAUGCGCAUACUAACUGCAUGCGCAAGUCUUAUGACGGCAAUAACUUCUGCAUUUAAUGGCAUUUCUGAGGCGUAUAAGCAUUUGAAAAUAUGGAAUAUAGUUGGUAGGCGUAGUUCUUAACAGUUCACUCUUCACUAAUAGAGUAGCAGAAGUGAUUUUACCUGAUCUAGCUAGUUACAGAAAGGAAAAAAAAGCAAAGCAGCAAAGCCUUCAUGCACAAGUAUAUAUGAUGGUAGCGAUUAGAGUGAAGACUGGGCAAGAAUACAAGGCUUAUUCAUGCUACUCAACCUACAGCUGCCAGUUUAACCUCCUCCAGAAAACUGGUUAGUUAGUUGGCAGUCUGGUUCUUUUUUGAUCAGGAAUGGUUUUACUUGCACCUCUUCUUAUAAUUGCUCUUCUUUGUCUCACCACUAUGGUACACGCAAUUGAAAACCACCAGUUAGAACUGUGCUUUUGUGACUGGCAGCUUCACAGCACUUGAAGGAAUUGCAUUGGGUAUUCAAGGAAACUACAUGUGAACUUUAAGAAACAGUAUUGUAGGGGAACACAUCACCAAACUGAUCAGCUGAAAUGACUGUUUAGACGUGAAAUAACAAAAGAUGGCAGUUUUUGUUUGACUGCUGAACCUUACUAUGUAGGAUGCGAACAUUUCUGGAGCACUUAUCUGAUAACAAAAAGCAAAGUUGAACACUGCAGCUUCUUAAGCACCAACUAUAUUCCUCUGUGACGAAACACAGAAUGGCUUUAAUUUAUGAACACUAUGACUGGAAGAAUGCAUUUGGAAGGCCCAUGAUGGAACUACCACCACCCUUAGAAGCUGCAACUACAGCAAGAGAAGCAGCCACUUCCCCCACCUCAAGCUGCUUUAACAUACCUUCGUUUUCUCUUACUUGAGCUAGGAAUCCACAAGUUACUGCUAGCUGCACCACUAUACUGAAAUACAGACAGGAAAUGGUACGGGUAGUCAAAAUACUUGCUAGCAAUUCAGUUUAAACACCUCUUUCCUAACGGAGGUGAUCUGGACUACCACAAUAAAUGCAGUGAUGCACUGGGUGACAUGCUGCAUUUUACCAUGCCCUCAAGCAAGUUACUGACCCAACUUUAGAAAUCCAAUGAAAAAGUCUCGUGUCAAAGUACACUGCUUUCAACUGCAGGUCAGGAAGCCUGCCCUAGAUAACAGAGCACCAGCAAUGCAAGAACCACACCCAUCAUUUAACUAGUCACAGCCUUUUAACACACUUAAAUGCAAACUACUCUUCCCUCAAAGUAAAUUUUAUCAGGAUCUCAAAUCUUUUUUCUUUUGCAACAUUUUCAUCUUCUACCAUGUGAAAGACAGUCUGAAGCACUUCCAGCACUAGCAAAAAAAAAGACUCCAUUAAGAAAACUUUUGCUACUACAAACGUCACCUCUGUAAGCUAGCAAAAAACCACAAAAAAAACCAAAACAAAAAAAACAAAAAACAACCACUGAUGAAAAAAUUCACUCAGAAAGAAGUUUUAGAAAGCAAAGUAUUUUGAGCAUUUAAUAGAUGACAUUUUAAGCUGACACGCUGUUGUUUCUGAUUUCAUUACUUGAGAAACAGUGGAUUAGUCAGUGCCACUUCAUUAAAAAUAUGGGAACUUGAGAGAAAGUUUCAAGCAUCAGAAGAAAAAAGGCAGAUUACUCACUGAAUCACAAGGCAAGGUCAUACCUAUUCCUUCAGCAGGUAUCUGUUAAUUAUCCUCCUGACAUAGCAAAUCAGUGCCUGCUCUGACCUGUGAUCUUACUGAGAAUUCAUGAACAAACUGAGACAGACCUUCUAUAAAAAGAAUCCUAAGAUGUUUCCACAGUCUAAGUAAACUCCUACUGAUGUUCUAUUCAGAAAGUAAACUACUUGUCAGUCAAAGCCCUUCUGCUGGGACACAUUCAAAAACAAGUCAAGUAUCACAAUGUUUAUUGAUAGAUACAAGUAUAUAAAAUCAGGGCAUGAACAUGUCUUGAUAAGUUAAGUAGACUUACUUUCAAUACUAUAAUAGAGGGACCAAUUCAAAUUUCUCACCAUGUCAUGUUUCACACCCACAAAAACCUCUUCCAAAGGGCAUUAAAUCAUCUGUCCAGCUGAUCAGUUUUUGUGCAAGUAAACUGUUUCUUUAAAAAAAAAAAAAAAAAAGACUUG
Messenger RNA from Lagopus muta (rock ptarmigan), 17142 nucleotides. It is a transcript of the gene CTR9, whose product is annotated as CTR9 homolog, Paf1/RNA polymerase II complex component. Gene Ontology annotation, cellular component: Cdc73/Paf1 complex. Gene Ontology annotation, biological process: regulation of DNA-templated transcription. Gene Ontology annotation, molecular function: RNA polymerase II complex binding. The record is from RefSeq and is a predicted model, not a curated record. Lineage: Eukaryota; Metazoa; Chordata; Aves; Galliformes; Phasianidae. The coding region runs from base 133 to 3636 and encodes 1167 amino acids. The transcript has 25 exons.